AUGGAAAAAGAGAAAUAUUCGUCAUUUGAAUGUGCUCUCGCUAAGAACGGGACUCAUCGCAUUUCGCUAACGCCUGUACCGAUGACGAUGCAACAUCAUCAAGACAUCCCCACCCUCACCACGGCAACAAUCUCAUGUCAGCAGCCAGAAAUGAAUAAUUCAAGUUUUAAGAAGAGAAGUUCUGCAUCAAUACCUGGCCCAUCACAAGCGAAUUGCAGCCCAAGACGAUCUGUGCCUAUGCAUGAAAAAACUCCGCGUCCUUACUCUAUAACGUCUUUGUGCUCUGAUAUAAGCAGUGUGCCAACCAUAACAUCGAAUUUUAGUACAUCAAAUUCAUGUUCACCACUUUUGGCAACAAGCAUGACGUCUUUAAAGCCAACAAGCUCAGAAUUCGUGCCUUCGGAAUCACAUACUCGAUCCCAAACCCGUUAUGACACAAAUAUACUAUCAUCUACCUUGCCUAUUGUAAAUAAUGUUCCGGAUUGUUUGACAAAUCUCACUUCAAGCAGCUCUCAGCCAUCCAACAACAAAUUAAUCCCCUGUGUAACCCAAUCUCAUCAAAGUUGGAUUCCUCUUGUGGAUCCACCGGUACCCGUUGAGCUUGAGCCUCCAUUGAAAAAGAAACUUCGUGAUGAAAGCCCAUAUAUCCCUCAAGAUUGCUGGAAGAGUGAAUUUAUGCGUAUGAAUUCGAAAGAAACGAGUCCUUUGCUUUCUGAGUCCGACCACUUACCCAUGAAAGCACCGGAACAAUUUUUUGAGCACUUUGACUGGAGAGGGAAAAGUUUGUUAGAGGCUCUCCGCUCUCUCUGUUCGCAGCUGUAUCUACAGGGUGAAACGGAUAAGAUUGAUCGAAUUUUGGAGUCACUCAGUAUUCGAUAUGUGGUGUGUAAUCCUUCUUCACACUUUCGUGCCAAGGAAUGCGUGCACAGUGUGGUGUAUUCUUUAUUUUUAUUGAAUACGGACUUACAUUUGGCUAAUAUGAACAAGCAUAUGACCUUGCAUCAGUUCUUGAAUAACACAUGUGACGCACUUAAAGAAUUGGACUUCUUCGACGAUGUCCCAGUGAGCGUAAAACAAGAAUUAGAAGAGAUGUAUAUUUCCAUUCGUGAGCAGCCUUUAGGUGUUCCUCAAGAGAUUCGAACUCUGAUUGAACCUGAACCUGAGCCUUUUCUGCGUCGCACCUUGUCUCGUGGGCGCGGAACCAUAUCCAGCCUUUAUCGCAGGCAAAGCAAGAAGCAGAUGGAGAGAACCUCCCUCGCACUCGGAUUACAUUCAGAGCCGAGGGAUCCCUUGUCACUUUCGUCUAAGAAAAGAGACUCUACCUGUCUUUCGUUUGACAUGGAUUCUGUUGUUGCUCUAGACCCUAAGCAGAAUUGGACGGGUCGAAAAUCUCGUGAGCAAUUUCGAGUUGUUCUCUGUGAUGGAGCUGUAAUGUUAUACGCAAAGAAAUCGCUGCUCAAUUUCCAAGAUAUCCCCGCGCGAUGUCUUUCUCUUAAUCAAGCAUGGCCUAAAUUGUGUGAAAAUAAACAGGAAACAUACUUGGCCCUAACACUCGCGGAUGAGAGUGUGCACCUCUUUUACGCGCCGUUACCCAUACUUAAAUCGUGUAAAAAAGCAUGCAUUUUCAUGAGUGCUUGUGUGAGCAGUAUUCCUUUGAAAGAAGGGUCGUCUAACGUAGACUAUGGAUGGUUGAACGUAUGCACAAAAGAUGUUCAGCCGCGAGCGCACGAACCUCUGCAAGUCAAGUCGGGAUUUUGGUGGAAACUUUUCUCUCGCAAAGAAGAAAAAUCGGCAGAAGCAUCUAUUCAGAAUUGGCUAAUUCCCGAAAUGUCGCUGAGUCCUAGCACACUUUCACGCGGUGAUCAGGAAACAAAAAUGGCAGAGUACUUGGUCUAUAUUGAGCAGACACUUUCGAUGCUGGAACGCAUAAAGGAACCCAUGCUUCAGUACUGGCACAAGGACAGACGAGCAAGGUCCAAAGCUCUAGCGAAUUGGGAUCGCAAACAUGCUUUUCUUCAGGCGCAGUUCGCCAAGUUCGGCGAAUAUCAAGAAGCACUCAAGUGUUGUGAUGACACACCUACAUCAUGUGAGCAGUCCCAACAGCGCAAGGGGGCGCAUAACGCACGGACGUCUCUCCUGAUGGAAGGGUCACGUGAUGUACUCUAG
This is a messenger RNA of Malassezia restricta, 2166 nucleotides long. Its product is annotated as Sec7 domain protein. Gene Ontology annotation, biological process: regulation of ARF protein signal transduction. The transcript has a single exon. Gene Ontology annotation, molecular function: guanyl-nucleotide exchange factor activity. Bases 1 to 2166 code for a protein of 721 amino acids. NCBI's taxonomy places the organism in Eukaryota, Fungi, Basidiomycota, Malasseziomycetes, Malasseziales, Malasseziaceae. The record is from RefSeq and is a predicted model, not a curated record.